UUUGACCCGGGCGUGUGUACCGGCGGCCUCUGCGUGGCUGCCCGUCGCCAGUUCAGUGGCCGGCGGCUCCCGGUCAGUCCCGGUCCCCCCGGUCCAGGCCCGAAGCCUCGGCCUUGCCCUGCCCAACUCGCGGGAAGGACUGAGCUUCAGCCCGGCUGCCGAGGAUGGAGCCCGGCCUGGCGGCGGCCGCGCAGCCCUGGAGGGAGAAGUGUCCGUGGGGAGCACCUCCUUCCACAAUAACACCCUGCUCCCUUUCCGAUGUAAUGAGUGAGGAGCUUGCUAAAGAAUUGCAACAACAGGAACAGAAUGCAGCAUUCCCUCACGUCAUCGGCAUUGAUGCGGCAGCUCUCAUUGGGGAGGGCACCGAGACCUCCAGCGACCUCCUGUUGGCCCAGAUGCUGCAGAUGGAAUUUGACCGGGAGUAUGACGCACAGCUUCGCCGAGAAGAAAAUAAACUGAAUGGCGACAGCAAAGUUUCCAUUUCGUUUGAGAAUUACCGAAUGGUGCAUCCAUUUGAAGAUAGUGAAAGCUCGGAAGAUGAAGUUGAUUGGCAAGACACAAGGCAUGAUCCUUAUAAACUCGAUAAACCUUCAACAAAUCCGAAGCGAGGAUUUGCAGGAAAGGGGAAAGAGAUUACCACCAAGCACGAUGAGGUGACGUGUGGCAGGAGGAAUACGGCUCGAAUGGAAAACUUUGCUCCAGAGUUCCAAGUUGGCGAUGGAAUUGGGAUGGAUUUGAAACUCUCUAACCGUGUUUUUAAUGCACUAAAGCAGCAUUCGUACUCAGAACAGCGUCGCAGUGCCAAGAUCCAUGAAAAGAAAGAACACUCCACUUCUGAUCAAGCUGUAGAUUCGAAGACCCGCCUGCUGCUGUACAAGAUGGUGAAUUCUGGGGUACUGGAAAACAUCAAUGGCUGCAUCAGCACAGGCAAAGAGUCUGUGGUUUUCCAUGCUAAUGGGGGAAGCUUGGGGGACCAAAUGGUUCCCGCAGAGUGUGCCAUCAAAGUUUUCAAGACAACUCUUAAUGAGUUCAAAAACCGGGACAAGUACAUCAAAGAUGAUUACAGGUUCAAAGACCGCUUCAGCAAGCUGAAUCCUCGCAAAAUCAUCCGCAUGUGGGCAGAAAAGGAAAUGCACAACUUGACCAGAAUGCACAAAGUUGGAAUUCCCUGUCCAGAGGUGGUUCUUCUCAAGAAGCACGUUCUGGUGAUGUCGUUCAUUGGCCAGGAUCACGUGGCAGCUCCCAAAUUAAAGGAUGUUCAACUUAACAAUGAAGACAUGAAACGAGCCUACCACCAGGUCUUGCAUAUGAUGCAACAGCUGUACACUGAAUGCAACCUCGUUCAUGCUGACCUGAGCGCCUACAACAUGUUGUGGCACAUGGGGAAGAUCUGGUUGAUUGACGUCAGUCAGUCUGUGGAACCCACUCAUCCCCAUGGACUCGAGUUUCUCUUCAGGGACUGUAAAAAUGUAUCUCAGUUCUUCCAGAAGGUGGGAGUUGCAGAUGCGAUGGGUGAACGGGACCUGUUCAAUGCUGUCUCUGGUCUGGACAUUACCGCCAAUAAUGAAGUGGACUUCCUUGCUGAGAUCGAAGCUUUGGAAAAAAUAAAUGAAGAUCACGUCCAACAGCAUGGGAAACAUGCAGAUUUCGAGUCUGAUGAAAGCCCGGUUGAUGAUUAAAGGAGGAAUGAAUUUUUAAAUAUUUUACUUAGCUGGCUUUUCGCGAGAGGGAAGGGUAACCUGGCAAACUGGGAUUCGACUGAGCCAGAAUUGCAAUUUAAUCUGGAUUAAAAUUAAAACGAGCAUCAGUAGAUUUGUGUGCCCAAUAUUUAUUAUGACAGAAACCAGACAAGUGUGGUGAUGCUGGAAUCCGAAGUUCCUGCUUUAUCUGCACUGUUCACUAAGUUGAUUUCUGUGCAACAACUAAAUGCUUUGAAGUUUUAACAAAAGUAAAUGUAACCACAGGGGUGACCUGCUGCCCAGCGCAGGAUUGAAAUGGUGUCGGAGUCAAGCCUAUGGUCACUGCCUGAUUCUGUGAGAAGGUGGUUCUGCCUUUUACCAUUUGACACGUUCAUCAGUAACCUGAGUCCCUCUAAAACUGAUGUCCUCACAUCACUGCAAAUUCUAGUGGUGGCAAAAUGUAAUUUAAAGCAUAAAAAGAUAAUAUGGCUUUUACUUUAUUUUUGAAAUGUUUAAACUACUACUCUCAAUCCUGUUAAUUGUAAUGGAUUACAAAGCAGCUGGUAGGUUGGAGUGACUGUAACUCAGCGCAAGUUAUUUAAGAAUGCUUAAUUGUUAGUUGUCAAAAGAUCAUUCACAAAUCUAAAAGAUAUUAAAAAUGUCAGAUGCUUGGGAUCAAA
Messenger RNA from Pristis pectinata (smalltooth sawfish), 2359 nucleotides. It is a transcript of the gene riok3, whose product is annotated as RIO kinase 3 (yeast). Gene Ontology annotation, molecular function: protein serine/threonine kinase activity; ATP binding. Gene Ontology annotation, biological process: maturation of SSU-rRNA; protein phosphorylation. NCBI's taxonomy places the organism in Eukaryota, Metazoa, Chordata, Chondrichthyes, Rhinopristiformes, Pristidae. The record is from RefSeq and is a predicted model, not a curated record. Gene Ontology annotation, cellular component: cytosol; preribosome, small subunit precursor. The transcript has 13 exons. The coding region runs from base 165 to 1679 and encodes 504 amino acids.